This is a messenger RNA of Melanotaenia boesemani (Boeseman's rainbowfish), 1933 nucleotides long. RefSeq names its product interleukin-10 receptor subunit beta-like. Gene Ontology annotation, molecular function: protein binding. The transcript has 7 exons. The coding region runs from base 117 to 1109 and encodes 330 amino acids. Gene Ontology annotation, cellular component: membrane. The record is from RefSeq and is a predicted model, not a curated record. Lineage: Eukaryota; Metazoa; Chordata; Actinopteri; Atheriniformes; Melanotaeniidae. Gene Ontology annotation, biological process: blood coagulation.
GAAGCACUUCAGUUUCCGCGUUUUUCCCCUCAUAAAGCUGCCGGGAAAGCAGAAGUGAAACAGAGACAUGUUCCUCUGUGUUCAGAUGGAAACUCCGUAGUCUGAUUGAAGACAACAUGUCGCUUUCUGCCUGCGUGUUCGUCCUCACCUUUCUAACUCCGUCCUCAGGGUUUUUGAGGUUCCCUGACAGCCGUGAGUCCCGGGCAAACGGUACCAUGUACCCGCCCUGUCCGACAACCCUGUCAGGACUCCCCAGCAGUCCCACCAAUGUCCGCCUGACCUCUACCAACAUGGACCUGGUGCUGAGAUGGGAUCCACCUGAAGGGGCAUGCAGCGGGCUGACAUACACCACCAGGCUGUGGAGCCCAGCUUCUGGCUACAGACCCGGCUGUUUAAACAUCUCAGCCCUCCAGUGUGACUUCACCUCCAUCAUCAGCCCUUAUGGGAUCUACACUGGAGAAGUUCAGGCGCUGUGGGGCACCGCCAGUUCAGACUGGGAGAAAAGUGAGGAGUUUAUUGUGGACAGAGAGACCAUCAUCGGACCACCCAGCGUGACGCUCCUCUCCAGCGGAGGAAAGCUGGAGGUCUUCAUCAAAGAUCCGGUGUUUAAAAACACCACUCUGCAGCAGGUAUACCACAGAGUCACCUACAACAUCACCUACUGGAGGGAAGGAGAGGGAAAAAAGACCACAAGCAUCACCCAAAUACAGCAGAACCGGAAAGUUCUGGAUGAGCUAGACCCCUUGAGCAAGUACUGCGUCCAAGUCCAAAUCAACACAGUCAGGAACCCAAGACCCAGCAAGGCCAGCAGCAUCGUCUGUGAGAGCACCAGCAGUGAAAAAGAAGCUCCGUGGCUGGCAGCAGUGGUGGUGUGUGUCGUCUUGGCAAUGGUCGUGUCUCUGGUGGUGGUCCUGGUGCUGAAGUGGAACAACAUUUCCCAGUUCCUCUUCCCAAAAGAUGCUCUGAUGUGCAACUAUCCGGAGUCUCUGCUGAAAGUAUCCGAGUCCUCCCGUUUUCUGGCAAUGCCGAGCAUGGAGCCUGUGGAGGAGAUCAGCCACAAAGUCACGGUGGAGGAAAGAGGCCUCGUGGAGGCAGCAGACAGCAGCUGAAGUCACGCGGAGAAGAUGAGAAGCGCUGUGGAGUCCCACGUUACUUACUGAUGGACAGGUGCAGGAUGAUGCCCCCUCCACCUUCAUGUCUGAUGUCAUCAGACAUCGUAUUCCCGUCUUGUAGAUGGGAAACGGGGAUAAAGCAGGGUAUGGUCUGAGGUGGUUUUAUCUUAGCCUAAAAGUGUUUGUAAGGAAACUUUAUGAGCAUCAAACAUGAAUCUGCAGUGUUUUUAGAUCAGCAACGUUUCCACAGUCCUGUUCACAUGAUGCUCAGCCCAGGAUGACAUCUCUUAAAGGUACAGUGUGCUUUUCUUUCAUUGAUCAGAUGAAUCCAGGUGGGGCUCUUUGUACUGAUCUGUCAGGUUUUUCCAGGUAUAUUUGUAGAUUUCCAUCACUGCACUAAAGUCCUGAUCCAGUCCUCAUGUCCUCACCUCUGACUCAGUUGUAAAAUUUUAAAGUGGUCUUCAUCAAUAGUUCUCCAGCUUUUCCCUCGUGUCCUGUCCAGUCCUGGUACCGGACCAGUUUCCUACCUGAAGGAACGAACCAGUUGUUUCCUACUUCCCGUUGUCUUGGGAAAAUCUGAAUGGGUUAGUUGGAGGAAAGGUUUCUGCUGCUUCUACAACCACUCAGUUCACCAGCACUAAAUUCACAUUUUUCACACCAAAUUCAUCAUUUUGUGCUGAAGUCUUGUUUAAUUGUUUUUAAUUUAUUAUUAUUUGUGGUGUUUUUGUUGCACUGAAUGUGCUGUUGAUUUUAUUUUACUGUAAAUCACUGUGCUCAGCAUUGUUUUAGCUGUGAUUUCUAAAUAAAUCUGACAUGGACUA